Messenger RNA from Folsomia candida, 2171 nucleotides. RefSeq lists its product as uncharacterized. The record is from RefSeq and is a predicted model, not a curated record. The coding region runs from base 287 to 1624 and encodes 445 amino acids. The transcript has 6 exons. NCBI's taxonomy places the organism in Eukaryota, Metazoa, Arthropoda, Collembola, Entomobryomorpha, Isotomidae.
UACGCAGUAUGUUGAAAGAUACGAUAUUUUAAUAUUUCUUGCCUGACACGAAUAAUCUCUAAGGGAAGAGAAGUUUAGUAAACAUUCUACGCAGGAGUUUUAAAAUUGUGGCAAAUCGCCCUGUUAAGUUAAACGCCGAAAUUAUGGUAUUAAGUGUACGAAAUAUUUGAAGGUGAGCUGAUUUUAGUUGCAAUAGUUAUUCCGGUCUGACGCCACUUGAGAAGGCCGCCGUUAGGUCCGCCCCUCUGUCUGUUCUUUUGUUGCCGGACAUUUAAUUGUGAGCAGUAUGGGUUUGACGUCAUCUUCAACCAGAAAUGGGAGAAUUUCUUCCAAUCGUUCCGGCAAUGACAAAAUUGUAGCAUCAACUAGGGCAAUGUCGAAAGCCUUGAUGAAUCAUUUGGUCAGUCGUCACCAAUUUUGCGAUCACAUCAGCAUCCAAUUUAUUCUUUUGAUGCACAAAAGUAUCCUCAUUUUCUAUCAGAUUCUCAGCAAAAUCUUUUACCAGGUCAGUAUACCUGAUUUGAAGUCGUGCCGUCUCGUCAGCCAUGAUUGGGCCGAUCAAGCCGCCACUUUACUAGGAUGUCGUGUAUAUCUUCACGCUCACCAGCUGUUCGUGUACCACGGUUCAAAUUUAAACCUGGCGACUCCUCUUGUCAACCAAAAGCUUAUCAAAAGCCUCAAAAUCUACGAGGAGUUCGACACAGUCGCCCAAAAAAACAAGGCCAUCGACAUUAUCACGAAAGGGUUAAGCAUGCUGAUAUCCAAAGAUAUCCUACACGUCUCCGCCUUCAUGGGGAAAUAUAAAAUUUGUUUGGAGCUAGAUAUACCUGAAAAACUUAACGUUCACCCUAAUUUAACUAGCAUUACGUUCAGGCCUGGCGAACUGAAAGAAAAUGGCUCGUUCCACCCAUUACUCCAAAGCUUGAUUGAUUCAGCACCAAAUUUGACCUUUUUGGACGUCUGGGCUUCCUUCCCGGAUCUGGAGAGGUGCAAAAAGCUCGAGUCGUUUAAACUCUACUUCCACAGGUCAGACCGUGCCAUAAAUAUUGAUAACAUAACCGCGAUGUUGAGGCAGGUUAAGAAUUCGCUGACAGAGGUGGAACUGAAGUAUCUAAAUGAUGCGCCUGGUGGGUAUCAGAGACGAAGCAUGGACGUUCCUGUGAUGUCGAAACUUGCGUCGCUCACUUACGACGUAGGACAUGAAUGUCUGCACACUAAGUUUUUGAAUGAGGAGAACCUCCCAGCAUUGAAGAACUUGUCGUUCAAAAACUCGUUCGCUUCGAGAAAAUUGUCAGACCGUCUGAAUAUGUGGCAGCGACACAGAGGAGUUCAGUCUCUGACGCUGGAACUUUGUUAUAAACACCGACAAGAAGAAUUUGCAGAACGUAUCGUACAAUUGUUUCCCAACGUUGGGAAAUUUGAGAUGAAGAUGAAUUUCUUUGCUCACAGCUCAAUCCAUGAGAUAAAUCGGGUGAUGGAACAGUUGAAAAUGUGGGAACUGGAGGAGUCAAAUGUUGAUGUGGACUAUCUAGGCCAGGCUGCCUUGAUAGUUAUCAUCCUGAGGAACAUGUCGCUGUGGAGGGGCCCCGCUGGGAUUAUUUGGCUAGUUGUGUUAAAAAUAUAACCAAAAUUUCGGAAUCAUGUGGCACUUAUAUUUCCUUUGAAUUGUUUAUCUGACGAAAAAUAUUGGCCGCAAAAUUCAAUGUCUAACAAUGGAGAGGUGUCAGGGUACGUAUUCCGUCCCCGGAUUUUACAGGGUUUGGGUUUUACAGGCGUCUUACUCUGGUUUCAGUAGGUUUUAUCUAAAGUUAUAAUAGAUAAAUCCAUAGAAUCCGUUUGCAACUACAUUUCAAACAGGAAUGAAGUACUCUGAUUAAUAUCCCUUAAAUUAUUGCUUUUUAUUUCUAAUUUAUCUUUAUGAUUCAAAAAUCACAAUUUACAGCUGAACUUGGAGUUUAACAUAUUACUGUUAUCGGUCUGUUCUUGGGAUUUUGAAUUAAAGUUUUAUGGACCCGAUUAAACCCUGAGGUAGUUGUUUUCAAGGUAAAACAUAGGUUUUCCGAACCGUUUACGGUUUACUGAAGUGUGUUCACGUGUAUGGUUUUUUCAUGACUAUUUUUAUAUAAUUAUUUGUAUUAUUACAAGCAAUUAAAAAAACACAAUUUUACUUG